GAGCGCAGUCGCGCUCGCUCCUCCCACAAGUCUCGCGAGAACACGUCCGAGGAGGAGGAGGAGGAGGCGGCGGCGCCAAGAUGGCGGAAGAAGAGGUGGCCAAACUGGAGAAACACCUCAUGCUUCUCCGCCAGGAAUACGUCAAGCUGCAGAAGAAGCUGACCGAGACCGAGAGGCAAUGCGCUCUCCUGGCCGCCCAGUCCAACAAAGAGAACGCCAGCGAUUCCUUCAUCAGCCGAUUGCUUUCCAUCAUCUCCGAGCUCUAUCAGCAGGAUCAAUACAGUGACCUGAAGAUAAAGGUUGGGGACAAGAGCAUCAGCGCUCACAAAUUCGUCUUGGCAGCCCGGAGCGAGUCUUGGAGCCUGGCCAACCUGGCCUCCACGGAAGAGAUGGAUCUGUCAGACGCUGACCCCGAUGUGACCAUGGCGAUGCUGCACUGGAUCUACACCGAUGAUUUGGAGCUGAGGGAGGACGACCUCUUCCUCACGGAGCUGAUGAAGCUCGCCAACCGGUUCCAGCUGAAGCUCCUCCGGGAAAGAUGUGAAAAAGGAGUCAUGUCACUGGUCAACGUCCGGAACUGCAUCCGCUUCUAUCAAACGGCCGAAGAACUGAAUGCUGGCACUUUGAUGAACUACUGUGCGGAGAUCAUUGCUAGUCAUUGGGAUGACUUGAGGAAAGAAGACUUCAGCACGAUGAGCGCCCAGCUUUUGUACAAAAUGAUCAAAUCCAAAACCGAGUUCCCUUUGCACAAAGCAAUCAAAGUGGAAAGAGAGGACGUCGUGUUCCUGUACCUCAUUGAAAUGGAUUCGCAGCUUCCUGGGAAGUUGAACGAGCCGGACGGCAACGGAGACCUGGCUCUGGACCUGGCUCUCUCUCGGAGGCUGGAAAGCAUCGCCAGCACCUUGGUGAACUCCAAGGCCGACAUCGACCUGGCGGACAAGAGGGGCUGGAGCCUGCUGCACAAGGCCAUCCAGAGGGGAGAUACAUUUGCUGCUCAUUUCCUGAUCCGGAACGGGGCCCGGGUCAACGCGGCCACGCUGGGGGAGCAGGAGACCCCGCUGCACAUUGUGUCCUCCCACAACCCCAGGAAGCACAAGGCGGAUGCCGCGGGGGAGGCGGCGGCACACAUCGCGGAGGCCCUCCUCAAGGCCGGCGCCAACCCCAACAUGCAGGACAGCCAGGGAAGGACGCCGUUGCACGUCUCUGUUCUGAUGAGGAAUGAGCCGGUUUUCAGCCAGCUUCUCCACUGCAAGCAGCUGGACCUGGAGCUGAAGACGCACGAGGGCAGCACGGCGCUGUGGCUGGCCGUCCAGUUCAUCACAGUCUCCUCGGACCCUUCCGUCAACCCCUUUGAGGACGCCCCGGUCCAGAACGGGACCUUCUUCGACGAAAACAGCUUUGCCGCCCGGCUGAUCCAGAGAGGCAGCAACACAGACGCCCCGGACGCUCUCACAGGGAACUGCCUGCUGCAGAGAGCCGCCCAGAGCGGGAACGAGGCUGCGGCGCUCUUCCUGGCCACGCACGGGGCCACCGUCAACCACAGGAAUAAACGGGGAGAGACCCCGCUGCACACGGCUUGCCGCCAGGGCCUGGCCAACCUGACGGCGGAGUUGCUCCAGCAAGGAGCCAACCCCAACCUCCAGACGGAGAAAGCGGGCGACGGCGGUGGUGGUGGCGUGAGCCUGCAGACCCCGCUCCACAUGGCCAUCGCCCACAACCACCCUGACGUGGUCUCCGUCAUCCUGGAGCAGAAAGCGAACGCUCUCCACGCCACCAGCAAUUUGCAGAUCAUCCCAGACUUCAGCCUCAAGGAUUCCCGGGAUCAAACUGUGCUGGGACUCGCCUUGUGGACAGGCCUGCACACGAUUGCGGCGCAGCUGCUGGGCUCGGGUGCCUCCAUCAACGACACCAUGUCGGACGGGCAGACGCUCCUGCACAUGGCCAUCCAGCGGCAGGACAGCAAGAGCGCACUCUUCCUCCUGGAGCACCAGGCCGACAUCAGCGUCCGGACCCAGGAGGGGGAGACGGCGCUGCAGCUGGCCAUCAAGAACCAGCUCCCACUGGUGGUGGACGCCAUCUGCACCCGGGGCGCAGACAUGUCCGUCCCGGACGAGAAGGGCAACCCCCCGCUGUGGCUGGCGCUGGAGAGCGGCCUCGAGGAUAUCGCUUCCACCCUGGUCCGGCACGGCUGCGACGCCACUUCCUGGGCGGCAGGGCCGAGCGGCUGUUUGCAGACUCUGUUGCACCGGGCCAUCGAUGAGAACAGCGAGCAGAUCGCCUGCUUCCUCAUCCGCAGCGGCUGCGACGUCAACAGUCCGCGGCAGCCGGGCGCCAACGGCGAGGGCGACGAGGAGGCGCAUGAUGCGCAGGCACCGCUGCACUUGGCUGCGUCCUGGGGCCUGGAGGAAACCACCCAGUGCCUGCUGGAGUUUGGCGCCAACGUCAACGCACAGGACGCCGAGGGAAGGACGCCAAUCCACGUGGCCAUUGUCAACCAGCACGGCCUGAUUAUCCAGCUCCUGAUCUCCCACCCAGACAUCCAGCUCAACGUCCGGGACCGGCAAGGCCUGACCCCCUUUGCCUGCGCCAUGACCUACAAAAACAACAAGGCCGCCGAGGCCAUCCUCAAGCGGGAGCCCGGCGCGGCCGAGCAGGUGGACAACAAGGGCCGGAACUUCCUCCACGUGGCCGUCCAGAACUCGGACAUUGAGAGCGUGCUCUUCCUGAUCAGCGUCCAGGCCAACGUGAAUUCCAGGGUGCAGGACGCCUCCAAGCUCACGCCCUUGCACCUCGCCGUGCAGGCCGGGUCCGAGAUCAUCGUGCGGAACCUGCUGCUGGCGGGCGCCAAGGUCAACGAGCUGAACAAGCACCGCCAGACGGCCCUCCACUUGGCCGCCCAGCAGGACCUGCCCACCAUUUGCUCCGUCCUCUUGGAGAACGGCGUGGACUUUGCCGCCGUGGAUGAAAACGGGAACAAUGCCCUCCACCUGGCGGUGAUGCAAGGCCGCUUGACCAACAUCCGGGUCCUGCUGACCGAGUGCACCGUGGACGCAGAGGCCUUCAAUGUCAGAGGCCAGUCUCCAUUGCACAUCCUGGGCCAAUACGGGAAAGACAACGCGGCGGCCAUCUUUGACCUCUUCCUGGAGUGCAUGCCCGAGUAUCCCCUCGACAAACCAGACGCUGAAGGCAACACUGUGCUGCUCCUGGCCUACAUGAAGGGCAACGCCAACCUGUGCCGGGCCAUCGUCCGUGCCGGGGCCCGCCUGGGCGUCACCAACAACCAAGGCGUCAACAUCUUCAACUACCAAGUGGCCACCAAACAGCUCCUUUUCCGGCUGCUGGACAUGCUCUCCAAGGAGCCUCCCUGGUGCGACGGCUCCAAUUGCUACGAGUGCAGCGCCAAGUUCGGGGUCACCACCAGGAAGCAUCACUGCCGUCACUGUGGGCGCCUGCUGUGCCACCGCUGCUCCACCAAAGAGAUCCCCAUCAUCAAGUUCGACCUGAACAAGCCCGUCCGCGUCUGCAACAUCUGCUUCGACGUCCUGACGCUGGGGGGGGUCUCCUAGGGUCCCGGCCGAGACCCCUCCUCUUCCUCCUCCUCCUCCUCCUCCCGGCCUCCCUUUCCCUUCUCUCCCCAUCUUGUGCUUCCUUUGCGGCCACAGAUCGGGACUUGCUACACCGGAUCCACCCGUUGCAUCUCCUUCACGUGCGGAAGACGGAUUUAUUAUUUUGUCAUAAACAAAACAGCCUUGGUUUGGCCGCGGAGGAGCAUCAGAAGGAAAUAUUUUUUUCGUUGUUUUGGCAGUCCCGAUGUUUGCGAUCUCUUCCAAAAGGCAGUUUUGGGGCUGCCUUCCCCGCUCUCUUCUUCUUCCGGCUUUGUCAUGAAGCAGCUUUUUUUCCCCAAAGAAGAAGCCGUGGCCUUCGAAUCCGGGUUGAGUUUCCGGCAUCGACGGAGUGGGGAUGCCUGUGGCCUUACGACAAAAGCGUGAUAGCUUCCCCGAUUGGCUUUGUUUGCCGUCGAGACAAAUCAUAUCUGCUUCCUUCGGAGUCUUGCUUGGCAGGGAUCCUUAUUUCAGUCCGAGGACGAAGAGCUGCUCCCGUCAUGCUGGAAUCAUUAGUGUUUCGUUUACAGCAAGGUCAAUGGGACCAAUGGAAAGUCUGGAACACUUAAAACACAACUGGAGUUGUUACUGUUUUUGUUUAUCGUGUGUCGGUUGUUUGGAAUCUCGCUCAUGCUUAUAUUUACCGACCGCGGAAAGAAAUGCACUGAAAUCCACGGCGUGGGUGGUCCAAAAACCAGCUGAACCGACACUUUUCAGAAGAAUCCUGUGUCUCCAUUUGCGGACAAUGGCUCCUUACCGUUUGUCGAGUCGGACUAGUUUCUCUCCAGGGAUCAAAGCGGUUCGGUACUCGCUUAAGUCCGGUUCUCUCUGUUUUAUCAGCAAUUUAUCGACACGGAAAUGUUCACAUGAAGCCAGAAGAAACAGACCAAAACGUAUUACUCCAGUCGUAAUUUGAAUCGUUUCUCUCCAGGGAUCAAAGCGGUUCGGUACUCGCUUAAGUCCGGUUCACUCUGUUUUGUCGGCGAUUUAUCGACGGGAAAAUGUUCACACGAAGCCAGAACAAAACGUAUUACUCCGGUCGUAAUUUGAGAGGUUUCCAACAGCAUUCCCGUCCUUACGAGGAGUGAAGAAGUGAAGCAAUCCCAUCCUUACGAGGAGCAAAGCUGCCUUUCAUCUUGAUCGACGUUCCUCAAAACAACCAUCGCUUUCUUACCAUCUGUAAAAAUAUAUAUCUCGUUUCCUCUGCGGAUUGUCAAGAGUGAAACAUCUCGCCGUGCCGUAGUGAUGGAACAACACCUCACAAUAUCAAUAUUCGAUGCUUCGAUCGCUAAAGGAAACAAACCGACUGGGUGUGACCAUUGUGAAGCCGAGGGAGCAAGAUGUAUACGCAGUAGAAUUCCGGUUAUCCGACAUAAACGGGCGGACCGAACGUUGGAUAAUCAGAACUGUCGGAUAAUAAGGAGACCAUAUUAUCGCACCCGGCUUGAAGAAGCCCACGGCUGCCUAGAAAAACAACAACACGCAGCAGGCCUCUCCAAGCGCCGGAUAAUACGGUAUGUCGAAUAAGCGGAAGUCAGAUAAGUGGAAUUCUACUAUGUAUACUCUGUCCAUAUAUAUAUAUAUAUCGUUUCAUCUGCAGAUUGUCAUAGUGAAAAGUCUCGCCAUGCCGUAAACAAGCGAUGGAAUGACAACACAAUAUCAAUAUUCAGUAUUUCGAUCGCUAAAUUUAACAAACCAACUGAGUGUGAGCAGAGUUGUGUGACAAUUGUGAAGCCGAGGGAGCGAUAUAUAUAUAUAUAUAUAUCUACUGUGUUCAGACGGUGUUGGCGAUGAGGUUGCACCUGGGAGCUCAGCUUCACUCCCACCCGUCCUUUUUGAAGGAUCCAUCGCAAAUGCAUCUAUUAUUAUUAUUUACUUCCUAUCAUAAUAACCACUACUUUGAAUCAUGCGUUCUUCCCGGAAGACAUUCCUAACAAUAACGCCCUGAAACGUUCUCUCUGGACCUGUGUGCAUACAUACGAAAGAGCUGAAACCAGAGUGCUAAUUUUUUAUAUAUAUAUAUAUAAUGUAUAUGUAUACAUAUAUUUCAGUGACUUUAUAUGUGAUGUGAAACCCUGGGCCUGUGCAGUAGAAGCAAACGAGGAGGGGAAGAAAGACACAAAAGUGGGAUUUGCCCAACCAAUACAUUUCAAUUUUGUUUUGGAUGGAAAACUGGAACGUUGUUAUUUCUGGCCAAGCUGACUUUCCUUCCCUCCUCUCUGGCUCUUCUUUUUGGGACCAUUUUUGGCCGGAAGAAACGAGGGAAAAUUCACUUGUGGCCUCUUUGGAACUCGGAAAAAGGUUCCGUCUUUUGGGUCACACACCCUUAGUUGUGGAUGCUGGGCGUUGUGGUCUGAAAAGCGUUUUCUUUGGAUACACCAGGCCUCUUUGUGCAACUAAUUCGGACUAAUCCAGUGACACAAAGGAGCCUUUUUUUUCCCCGCGCCGUUUGCCUACAACCGUCAAAAGCGGAUCAGAACCCAAGGAAGGGGUCGGGGUUCUGGGUUGGGACUUUUGUUGGGUUGCGCGCACACGGAAACAAAAUAAUCACUGUAAAGCACUUUUAUUAUUAUUAAUAAUAAUAAUUCAAUUAAAAAAGAGCAUUUACGACUGA
This is a messenger RNA of Anolis carolinensis (green anole), 6216 nucleotides long. RefSeq names its product ankyrin repeat and FYVE domain containing 1 (gene ankfy1). Bases 81 to 3566 code for a protein of 1161 amino acids. The record is from RefSeq and is a predicted model, not a curated record. The transcript is spliced from 25 exons. Gene Ontology annotation, molecular function: protein binding; metal ion binding. NCBI's taxonomy places the organism in Eukaryota, Metazoa, Chordata, Lepidosauria, Squamata, Anolidae.